Molecule: messenger RNA, 1142 nt
Organism: Folsomia candida
Lineage: Eukaryota; Metazoa; Arthropoda; Collembola; Entomobryomorpha; Isotomidae
Exons: 2
Coding region: 104-769 (221 amino acids)
Source: RefSeq, a predicted model, not a curated record
AUCUCUUGCAAUUGUCAGAAAUGCACACAUUCAUUCAUCCUUUACCAUACCUCAGCAAAAGUUAGCUGAUGUUCCUAAGUAAACUACGUAAAUAUUUUUUACGAUGCCGUCUUACUGUGUUAAACCAUACAUUUAUUUCGUCACUAGCAUGGUUCUGUUACUAGAUGCCGGGACCCUAACUAACGGUCAACAACAAUUCCUACGUUUCUGGAACACCUCGGGAUGUCUGGGUGAUCCAUUUCAAAGCUUCACCGAUUCCGGAGUUAAAUCAAUUUCCUUAGGGCGGAUUCAACUAUAUUCAAGAGCUAAUGGAUUAUGGAAGGUGGAAUUAUGUGAGCGUACCGGCUGCCCAACAUCAAUUCGUGCCGGUGUAGAUGAUGGCUGCGCAGAACAUGAUAUGUCUUAUGAUUUUACGUUUUUCCAAGUUACCCGUUUUGGUGAUGCCGAUCAGUCUGAGAGGAAAAUUGUAUUUUUUCAAGAUAUUAAUUUUUCUGGGAGGUCAUGGUCAACUAAUGAAACAGGACUAUAUUUAACGCCAUCUAAACGGGCGUAUUCCUACUAUUUUACAGGACUUAACACAUGGCAAAUCAAAGCUGGUGAAGACGCGGAAGACUGGAUUUGCUUGAAUUACUCCAAAACCGUGGGAAAUAAUGGGUAUGGUAAUACGUACGGGAAAAGUCUUACCACCGCAUCUGCCAUUGAGGUUGGCAAGGUAACGUGGGGAUGUGAUGGAAACGUUGUCACAGAAGUGAUAACUGAUAGCGACUGAGACCACAAGUCUUUGCCAGCUCAAAUAUGUAUGUAUAUAAAUAAUUACAACAUAUUUAAAUUUAUUCGUAUUCAAAAAUAUUAACUUAUUUAUUUAGUACAUAUCAAAAUUGUCCUAUACUUGAAAUAAUUUUAAAAAUUGGUUGAUAUAAAUACAUUCUUCGAUUUAGCUAGAGUUGGAAAUAUUUAUAAACCUAAAAAAAUGGUCAGUCAGCAAACUGUAAAAUUUAUACGUGCUUAUACAUCCUCGUUAUAACUAAUUAACUGCUAAUACUACUGGAAUCCUUAAGAUUAUUUACAAUGUCAAUCAACACUGCAGUUUGUAUCACCUAACAAAUUUGAGACAAAUAAAUGUAAUUCUAAUUGUAAGUCUA